Molecule: messenger RNA, 1199 nt
Organism: Trichoplusia ni (cabbage looper)
Lineage: Eukaryota; Metazoa; Arthropoda; Insecta; Lepidoptera; Noctuidae
Product: ommochrome-binding protein-like
Exons: 2
Coding region: 93-977 (294 amino acids)
Molecular function (GO): protein binding
Source: RefSeq, a predicted model, not a curated record
AAUAACAAUACGGAGCUCAUUGUUCAGAGGUCGUCGAUGCAGAAACAUGUGUCGAACUAUCAGCUGUUUUAGUGAAUUCGUUUUGAUUCGUAAUGGAUAUUAAAUUUUCUAGUUUUGUAACACCCUUGAUGUUUAUCAAGAUAUGCUGUGUACUUGCAUUACUAUCGAACGUUGAAUGUCUACCAGAAAUAGCUUGCAACCGUUUAAAAAUCGGGGACAGUUGGUACGACCGUCAGACUCUAUGGGCGAAUAUUGGAAGACCUUACAACCUGAACGUCCAUAGAUCUUCAAACUCGUUAUUCUUCAGCUAUUCCCUACCAGAAACGUACUCCGAUACAGAUUUCCAACUGGCAUUCUUCAACAUUGAUAACAAAGACUCCCAGACUAUAGCUGGUAUAAGAGGCGGCUGCUCAGUGGCCAUCGACCAACUGAACGAUGAGAUUUACCUCGGAGGCAGCGAUGGCAUCUACAAAUACAACAUGCUGACAAAACUGGCAGACUUCUACAAAGAGAAGGGAAAGAACGUCUGGUCCUUAUUCUACAAAAAGAACCUGUUCUACAUCAGCUAUCCGGACCAGAAACUCCAUAUUGAGUACGAUGGGAAAUUUGCUACUGUGAAAGAAUUUGAAGGUUUUGAGAUCGAUCAUUUCCAUGUCAGUAGCAUGAAUACUAUUUAUUUCGCGAAUAAAACUGGUUUAUAUAAAUAUGAUAAUGAUAAAAUGAUUGCUCAGCCGGUUAACGAGUUGGUGACUGUACGACAGAUCGUUGAAGACAAUGAGGGAGACACGUAUGUGGUGACGAAUUUUGGCGUUUUUGCCGAUGGGAAGUUCGAAGGUCUGAAAAAAAUACUUGACAUGAAGAAUAUAUACGGUUUAGCUUUCGACAGAGAUAAUAAUUUUAUUUAUUCGGAUGAGAAGAAUAUUAUUAAGCUUGUGUAUAGUUUGGUCGGUUGUGAUAAAAAGUCUUUACAUUGGUGAUGGUUUUCGUGUGAUAUUUUUUGGCGAUCCUUUGGAAUUUCGAUUUUGAUGUUAUCUUUAAAGACAAAGUAAUUGGCUUCGCAGUUUUUGUAGUUUAUCAGUCAUUACUUUUGAUGUUUCUUUUCAUUUCUGUACAAGAUUGUUAAAAGUAUAGUCUAGUUAUUUUCGCAACAUACUGAAAAAUGUGAAAUGUAGCGAAAACGUACCUAAGUUAUCAUGUCA